Messenger RNA from Carcharodon carcharias (great white shark), 1023 nucleotides. RefSeq names its product free fatty acid receptor 3-like. Gene Ontology annotation, cellular component: plasma membrane. Gene Ontology annotation, molecular function: bioactive lipid receptor activity. The record is from RefSeq and is a predicted model, not a curated record. The coding region runs from base 1 to 1023 and encodes 340 amino acids. NCBI's taxonomy places the organism in Eukaryota, Metazoa, Chordata, Chondrichthyes, Lamniformes, Lamnidae. The transcript has a single exon. Gene Ontology annotation, biological process: positive regulation of insulin secretion; response to fatty acid; G protein-coupled receptor signaling pathway.
AUGGUGGACCUUGCCCCAAUUGACAUCUUCUCGCUGGCUGUCUACUGCACCACCUUCAUCCUGGGGGCACCCUCCAACGCUGUGGCCCUCUGCAUAUUCUUCAAGGAGCUGAAGCGCAAACCCACGCCCAAUGUCAUCUACAUGAUCAACCUCUGCAUCUCCGAUGGGCUCUUUGUUGCUUUUCUGCCAGUCAAGAUGGUGGAAACAGUGUGGGGUGAGUGGGUGCUGCCCGUGGUCUUCUGCCCCAUCUACCACAUCUUCCACUUCAGCACCAUCUACGCCAGCGUCCUGUUCCUCAUGGCACUCAGCAUAGGCAGGUACCUGAGCAUCGCCUUCCCCAUCAGGUACAAGAUGUACAAGAGUCCCCGCUACUCUUGUGUGGUUUGCUUCGUGCUCUGGCUCCUCGUCGUUGGCCACCUCGCCUUCAUCUUCCUGGUGGAAGCGACUGGGUCACAGGACCACCUGGUGGCCCCAGCCGAGAGCAACGCCUCAACCUGUUACGCCAACUUCACCCAGAACCAACUAGACUUGCUGCUGCCCCUCAGACUGGAGCUCGCAGUUGUCUUCUUCCUGGCCCCCUUGGUGCUCACCUCCUUCGCCUACCUUGGCUGCUUUUGGGAGCUCAGCAGGAGCCAACUCCCUCAGCGGGAGAAGCGUAAGGCCCUCCGGGUGGCCGCCAUCACCUUGACGACCUUCGUGGCCUGCUUCGCCCCCUACAAUGCCUCCCACCUGGUCGGCUUUGCCCUACACGAGAAUGUCAACUGGCGGAGGGAAGCCCUGCUGCCCAGUGUGGCCAGCGCUUUCCUCAACCCACUGGUCUUCUUCUGCUCCUCCUCUGCUCUGCAGCAGAGCACCACCCAGUACUGGCAGGGCACCAAGCAAUACACCAGCAGCGUCAAGCAGAGCUUGCUGCGCAUCUGGCACGGUGCGAUCCCACAGGAGAAGGGACUGAACAGAGAUCUCACGCAAACAUCGGACCCAGUUCCAUGCGGAACAUCGUCUCCAGGGAUCGGAUGUGAAUGA